CGCGUGACUCUGACUUUGAGAAAAAAAGGUCACGAAAAAGGCGAUUUUUAUUUCAAGUCAGAUGUUACCGUGAAUAAAAAUCAGAUCAGUCGUCAAUCAGUAGCAUCGUCUCUGCAAUUCAAGAACAUAGCCUUCUGGUUCACUGACAUCAGAUAUGAAUAACUCGGAUUCUUCUUCUGUACCGUCCCCAUGUCACGCUUGUGGUUGCCACAUCUUAGAUAGAUUCAUAUUCCGGGUGAAUGGAUUUUUGUGGCAUGCUAAAUGUGUCCGAUGUCACGAUUGUGAUGACCUGCUUGACGAGAAAUGUUAUUCGAAAAACGACUUAUUAUAUUGCAGAAAAGAUUAUUUUAGACGUUUUGGACCUGAGUGCCGUGGUUGUAAUGAUAAAUUAAUGGCGGAUCAAAUCGUAAGAAGAGUACACGAUCUUAUAUUUCACGAAACUUGUCUUCGGUGCAAUAUCUGUUCGAGAAAAAUUAUGACGGGAGAUAGAGUUUACAAAACGUACGAUUCAAAUAUUUUAUGCGAGAAAGAUUAUCAACUGCAAAAUUUAGGUAUACAAUCAAAGCAGAACGAUCACGAAUCAUCUUUCUCGUCAGAAGUGUCUGAUUUAAAUGAUUCGUCUAACUCAUCUCAGUUUUUUGAGAAUACACCUGGAGUUGCACCUGAAAACGGCAUUCCCGGGCUUGAUUUCGAACAACCUGAAGAUAAAGUGAACAACGCAAAUGAAUCAAAUCUUUUACAAAAUGAAAACAAAAACGGACCACCGUGCAACGAAGAAAAUUUUAUGAAGUCAUCAGUCCAGACUUCGGAAAGAGGUGCACAAAACAAUAUGGCGGCUGACGAGCCAUCACGAGAAACCACAACCGCCGUUGAUUUUUACGAGGAAGGAGGAGAGACUGAUGAAACCUCCGCUUCUUUUGACCACGGCGACGAAUCGUCCUGUCGCAUCGAGCACGGGGAUAUCGUUAACUCCCAGUCGGCUGGCACUGGAAAAAAGAGGGGACCGCGAACGACCAUAAAAGCAAAACAGUUAGACAUGUUGAAAUCUGCUUUCAUAGCGACACCAAAGCCGACGAGACAUAUACGGGAACAGUUGGCGAAAGACACGGGAUUGUCCAUGCGGGUUAUACAGGUGUGGUUCCAAAAUCGUCGAAGUAAAGAACGGCGAAUGAAGCAAGUGAGCAUGUACAGUUCAAGAAGGCAUUUGUACAGUCGACUUCCACAAAGACAUUUACAGAAUGGAUACAUGCAAGCACCCAACAUAAACAUAAUGGAGCCCGGGAUAAAUUCACCCAAUCUUUACCGCUAUAAUGAUCAGAAUGCCGUUCAAGGAAACACUCACCAGCAGCUACAAGCGCCAUUUUAUGGCACGAACGUACGCCAAAACGAAGGAAAUGUGCCAUCAUCCGACUCUGUCUACUCCGGUCAAAAUAGUGCGCGUCCUCCCAGCGACAUAGUCCUGAUGUCGUCAUUUUCUGAUGGAGCGUCGUCAGAUUGCUUCAGUGAGAGGUCUUAUCUGGAAGAAUUAUCUUUUCCAGAGAAUCAGCAAAAUUUGGAAGAUAAUGUUCUAUCAAAUCCAGACUAUUAUCAGCAGGCCAAUCAUAUGCAGUAUUUACAGAAUCACAAUGACAUAUACCCAGCGCGUCCAUAAUUGAGGACUUGUUGCCAUAUAGAUGAUGUUUAUAUAAAGUUCCAUAUAAGAGGAAAGAUAUAUGUCACUGUAUAUUUCACGUUUUAGUAAUCUAUGUAGUUCUUGUAGCUUAUUUUUUAUUUUAAUUUAUGUUUUGCUCACGACUUUUAUGUAACUUAUCCGUCAUGAUAUUUAAGCUAACAUUACUUUUCACGGUUACCAAAAUACAGGUAUCACGGGUCCAUGACGUGUUUUUGUCAAA
Styela clava is the source of this 1892-nucleotide messenger RNA. RefSeq names its product LIM/homeobox protein Lhx1-like. The record is from RefSeq and is a predicted model, not a curated record. Gene Ontology annotation, biological process: regulation of transcription by RNA polymerase II; neuron differentiation. NCBI's taxonomy places the organism in Eukaryota, Metazoa, Chordata, Ascidiacea, Stolidobranchia, Styelidae. Gene Ontology annotation, molecular function: DNA-binding transcription factor activity, RNA polymerase II-specific; RNA polymerase II transcription regulatory region sequence-specific DNA binding. Gene Ontology annotation, cellular component: nucleus.